Messenger RNA from Gavialis gangeticus (Gharial), 1998 nucleotides. It is a transcript of the gene FDFT1, whose product is annotated as farnesyl-diphosphate farnesyltransferase 1. Gene Ontology annotation, molecular function: squalene synthase [NAD(P)H] activity. Gene Ontology annotation, biological process: cholesterol biosynthetic process; farnesyl diphosphate metabolic process. The record is from RefSeq and is a predicted model, not a curated record. Gene Ontology annotation, cellular component: endoplasmic reticulum membrane. NCBI's taxonomy places the organism in Eukaryota, Metazoa, Chordata, Crocodylia, Gavialidae. The transcript is spliced from 8 exons. Bases 35 to 1282 code for a protein of 415 amino acids.
GUGCGCGGUGCGGCGAGGCGCUGCGCUGGGAGCUAUGGAGCGCGUGUGGCGCUGGCUGGGCCGCCCCGCCGAGCUCUGCAACCUGCUGCGCUUCCGCCUGGCCGCCGCCAGCACCCCCACGGGCAAGGACCCGCUCCGCGCCAGCCUGCGCGCCUGCUACCAGCACCUCAACCAGACCAGCCGGAGCUUCGCUGCCGUCAUCCAGGCGCUGGACGGGGAGCUGCGUCAUGCCGUUUGCAUAUUCUAUUUGGUUCUCCGAGCCCUGGACACCAUAGAAGAUGACAUGACCAUCAGUUUAGAAACUAAAGUCCCAAUGCUGCACGAGUUCCACUCCUACCUGUAUCAGCCAGAGUGGAGGUACACCGAAAGCAAGGAGAAGGACAAGCAAGUACUGGAGGACUUCCCCACAAUCUCCUUGGAGUUCAGGAACCUGGCUGAGGUGUAUCAGGAUGUGAUCACUGAUAUUUGUCGUAAGAUGGGAGUGGGAAUGGCAGAGUACUUGGAAAAGAAGGUCAACUCCGUGCAGGAUUUGGACAAGUAUUGCCACUAUGUUGCUGGACUGGUAGGGAUUGGUCUUUCCCGUCUCUUCUCUGCUUCGGAGCUUGAAGACCCUAUCGUAGGACAGGACACAGAGCUUGCAAAUUCCAUGGGACUUUUCCUGCAGAAAACCAACAUCAUUCGUGAUUAUUUGCAGGACCAGCUGGAGGGACGGGAAUUCUGGCCCAGAGAGGUUUGGAGCAGAUAUGCCAAGAAGCUCUCGGAUUUUGCCAAACCAGAGAAUGCUGAUGUGGCUGUCCAGUGUCUGAACGAGCUGAUUACAAAUGCUCUCCACCAUGUCCCUGAUGUUCUCAAGUACUUGUCCAGACUUAAAAACCAAAGUGUCUUCAACUUCUGUGCUAUUCCACAGGCGAUGGCCAUUGCCACGCUGGCUGCUUGUUACAACAACAAACAAGUGUUUAGGGGUGUCGUGAAGAUUCGAAAGGGACAAGCUGUUACCGUGAUGAUGGAUGCCACGAAUGUGCAGGCCGUCAAAGCUAUAAUAUACCAGUAUGUGGAAGAGAUCUACCAGAAAAUCCCAAGCACAGACCCUUCUUCUAACAAGACCCAGCAGAUCAUUGCCACUGUCCGGACAAUGAGUUUGCCCAGCAGCACCAUUGUGUCCCGUAACCAUUUUUCCCCCAUCUACCUAUCCUGCGCCAUGCUUUUGGCAGCGCUGAGCUGGCAGUACCUUAGUGCGAUGUCAAAGGCGUCAGAGGAGUACAUUCAGGCCGGCGAGAACUGAGGGCUGGGGGAGAUUGCUGGUCGGCAAUUGGGCAGUGUUGGGGACUGUGUCCUGUGUGUCUCUCCUGGUGGGCUGUUAUGCUGCAGGCUUUCCAGUUAGCAUGUGCCCUUGGAGACUGAUGCCAGGAAUGAAUCAGGAUGUCUGGAGGUGCCAUUCAGCCCCAAAAUAUUGUGAAGUAAGCUGGCUUGCUAGACCGUGGUUACCCUUCCCAUGCCAGCAACCUGGUGUCAUUGAAGUGAACAAGUUAGAAGUUUUGUGUUUGACCUUUUCUUCAUUGGAGACCUGUUUUUCCCUGCCUUCUGGCUGGGAUAUUUUUUUACAUAAAGUUGCUGCUUGGAAUUUGGACUCACCGUUCCUGUAAAAACUGAGACAUGGGACUUGUUCUACCAACUCUUCUUUUGCCCUGCGUGCAUGUGUGUGUUCUUAUCUCCUGUUGCACAGCAGUUUCAGAAUGUUAAUGUUGCCAUCCAGCAACAGAAACCUAGCACGUCCUAUGACAGAUGAAAUCUUAAGGACACAAAGAAACUCUGGCUGACUUCUGACUGUUGGCCUAAGAGUGGUGAUAGUUUUAAAACACUGAGAUGCCUGGGGAAGAUCUGUACAACCCACCCUUGUACUAGAAGACUAGGCAGAGGUGUUGGCCUUGUAACUUGUCAGGAAUAGCUUGGGCUCAGUUUUUAUGGUGUGAUAAUUUUUAAAAUGCUCCUACAUGCUUG